AUGUUCUUCAAAUGUAUAUUUUCAACAGGACUAUAUGUUUUCUGCGCAGCGCGGAUGGAGACGAACAGCACAGCUCACGUCAGUGGUGCAACUGUGAUGGAGGAUGAUGAAGAUGUGGAGACUCUGGGAGAGAAACUAUAUGAUCUGAUAUAUCCUAAAUACACUGAGAUGACUCCUAAACUUACAGGUAUGCUGUUGGAGUUGCCUGCUUCUGUUGUGUCUCAGAUGUUGUAUGAUGAAGGUCUGCUGAAUAAAGCACUGGAAAGAGCACUCUCCGCUCUCACAUCACCUGACAACAGUGAUCCCAUGUCUCACACUGAUGAUGCGGCGUCUGCGUCCUCCGACUCUGUGGGUGAACAGCUGUAUGACCUUGUUGACCUCUACAGCACUGGACACACACAGAAAAUAACAGGAAUGUUAUUGGAGCAGAAGAAGGAGGCGGUGCUUCAGCUGCUGUCGGAUCACUCGCUCCUCGAGGAACAAGUUAAAAUCGCACUGAAGACCUUGCAGGAGCAGGGUGAUGAGGAGACAGAUGUGAGUGACGGCUCUGACAGAGAGGAAGUGGAAUCGAUUGGCGAGACGCUUUUCAAUGCUGUGCAUCAGUUAGACCCCACCCACUGUGCUGACAUCACCGGUGGGCGCUCUGAGCCCAAAACACUCAGAAAUGUCAGCCUGAGGCUUGGAGUCUCUGCAGAUCACGUGACUACAAGGAACUUUGUACUUGGGACUUUUAAGCCUGGAUUGCUGAGUAGUUUACUUGUAUAAUUCAAGACAUUGUUUACAUGGAAUCCCUUUUUAGGACUUUUGACACUUUUAUUGAUAUACAUGAGGAAAUUGGAGAGGAGAAGAUUGUGAAGAUACAAAAGGUGGAAUUGCAUCAGGCUGGAUUUGAAUCUGCUUUACCUGCAUGAGCACCUCAGCUAAAUAUGUCUAGUGCAUGUGCAUUAACCACUAGGUCAUGGCUUUUACAUUCCAAUUUCAUGAGCACAUUUACAUUUGUCAAUCAGCUGUAAGUAAAUAAAGAAUGCACAGUUUAUGUCUGUA
Molecule: messenger RNA, 1044 nt
Organism: Carassius auratus (goldfish)
Lineage: Eukaryota; Metazoa; Chordata; Actinopteri; Cypriniformes; Cyprinidae
Exons: 7
Coding region: 1-765 (254 amino acids)
Biological process (GO): positive regulation of canonical Wnt signaling pathway; protein polyubiquitination
Cellular component (GO): nucleus; cytoplasm
Molecular function (GO): RNA binding; ubiquitin-ubiquitin ligase activity
Source: RefSeq, a predicted model, not a curated record